Messenger RNA from Plasmodium malariae, 3441 nucleotides. Its product is annotated as choline-phosphate cytidylyltransferase, putative. Gene Ontology annotation, biological process: CDP-choline pathway. The transcript is spliced from 5 exons. NCBI's taxonomy places the organism in Eukaryota, Apicomplexa, Aconoidasida, Haemosporida, Plasmodiidae. The record is from RefSeq and is a predicted model, not a curated record. Bases 1 to 3441 code for a protein of 1146 amino acids. Gene Ontology annotation, molecular function: choline-phosphate cytidylyltransferase activity; phosphatidylcholine binding.
AUGAUAAUUAAGGUUAAUGCGGUUCAAAGUUUGGAGAGGAAAAACCCAGAAUUUCAUAUCAAGGGAAAUGAGAAUAAGUAUGAAAAAGGAGUAAGAAUAUACGCCGAUGGCAUUUACGACCUCCUACAUUUAGGUCAUAUGCGGCAGCUUAAGCAAGCAAAACAAAUGGAAAAAGAAGUUACAUUAAUAGUAGGUGUUUGUAGCGAUAUUGAUACAAGAAAAUUUAAAGGGCAAAUUGUUCAGACGCUGGAAGAGAGAACAGAAACGUUAAAGCAUGUUAGAUGGGUUGAUGAAAUAAUUUCUCCAUGUCCUUGGGUAAUUACACCUGAGUUUAUGGAAGAGCACAGGAUUGAUUAUGUUGCACACGAUGAUAUACCAUAUGCUAAUAAUCAAAAACAAAAAAAAAAAAAAAAAAAAAAUAAAUCAAAUGGUAUUGAAGAAGCAUCUGAUGAUAUAUAUGCUUGGUUAAAGAAAUCAGGGAAAUUCAAGGCUACUAAAAGAACAGAAGGGAUAUCAACAACAGAUCUAAUUGUAAGGAUUUUAAAAAAUUAUGAAGAUUAUAUUGAACGAUCUCUUCAAAGAGGUAUUCAUCCGAAUGAAUUAAAUAUUGGAGUUACUAAAGCACAGUCAAUUAAAAUGAAAAAAAAUUUAAUUAGAUGGGGUGAACUAGUUACAGACGGUAUUACCAAAGUAACGUUAACAGAAAAACCUUUAGGUACAGACUUUGAUCAAGGUAUCGAUAUAAUAAGGGAUAAAGUACAUGGUUUGUUUAAAUUAUGGAGAUGCCAUUCAAAAAAACUAUUAAAAGAUUUUGCCAAAUCUUUCGAUCCAAUGUUUAUAAUUAUUAGAAACAAAAAUAGAAAAGAUAACAUUUCUUCAAUGUAUUUAUCUGAUUCUAAUUUUUGUUCUAGAACAAUGAAUGAAUAUUUAAAAAAAAAAAAAAAUUUAAGUAAUACUAUCAACAAUAUUGAUGAAUAUUAUUACUCGGCAGAUGAAGAUGACUCCGGGGUUAAUAAUGUUUUCGACGUAAUACGUAAAAUAUCAAGUGAGUCUUAUAAUAAUAAUAAUAAUAGUAAUAAUGAUGAUAAUAAUGAUGAUGAUAAUAAUAAUAGUAAUGAUAAUAGCAAUAAUAAUAGCAAUAAUAAUAGCAAUAAUAAUAGUAAUAAUAAUAAUAAUAGUCAUAAUAAUAAUAGUGAUAAUAGUGAUAAUAGUGAUAAUAGUGAUAAUAGUCAUAAUAAUAAUAAUAAUAAUAAUAAUAAUAAUAGUCAUAAUAAUAAUCAUAAUAAUAAUAAUAAUAGUCAUAAUAAUAAUAGUCAUAAUAAUAGUCAUAAUAAUAAUAGUCAUAAUAAUAGUCAUAAUAAUAAUAGUCAUAAUAAUAAUAGUCAUAAUAAUAAUAAUAGUAACAAUAAUGAUAUGGAAAAUUAUGAAACCUGUUUCGAGUUAGACGCAAGUCUUAACGAUAAACAAAGAAAACAGGGUUGUAAUAAUUCCAGUAGUAACAUUAAUACGAAAGGUAAUAAUAAUAAUAAUAAUAAUAAUAAUAAUAAUAAUAAUAAUAAUAAUAAUAAUAAUAAUAAUAAUAAUAAUAAUAAUAAUAAUAAUAAUAAUAAUAAUAAUAAUAAUAAUAAUAAUAAUAAUAAUAAUAAUAAUAAUAAUAAUAAUAACAGUAAUAAUAAUAGUAGUAAUAAGGAUGAACGGAAUAACCGAAGCAGUAGUGACAACAAUGAUGUUAGUUUUAAUGUUAGUAAUUACAAGGGGGAUAUCAAUUGCUGUACUGUUAAGAACAAUUUGAAGUUAUCACAUGAAGAACUGCUGUCCAUCUCGAAUCCAGUGAACUCAAUGAAUAAUGAAGAUGAGUAUAACAGCUCAGAUGAUGACCUAAGUAAAAACUCAUUCAGCACAGAUAGUGCAAAAAAAAAUAAUAAAUUUGAAAUAUACAAUGAAACGACAUAUCAUGAUAUUAUUGAUGAAGGUGAUUUCACGACCUCAGUUAACAGGAUUAAUCAUAUGGAAACUAAUAUCAUUAAUGGAAAGAAAAAUUCCAAUAAAGAGGUAAAAAGUAUUAACUUUGAAAAAGUGGAGUAUAAUAGUUGUGUCGAUCAGCACAACACAUAUAAUAAAUGUAAUCAUAUUGUAAUAAAUAAAAGGUAUAGUAGUAGCGGUGAAAGCAGUGGUAGUAAUGGACGAAGUAGUAGCAUCCGCGAAAGCAGUGGUAGUAAUGGACGAAGUAGUAGCAGCUGCGAAAGCAGUGGUAGUAAUGGACGAAGUAGUAGCAGCCGCGAAAGCAGUGGUAGUAAUGGACGAAGUAGUAGCAGCCGCGAAAGCAGUGGUAGUUGUGGACGAAGCAGUAGAAGCGGUGUUAGCUCGACGGACUCCUUGAAAAGAGAAAGUCUUGUCAAAGAAAAUCAGUUAAGUGAUAACAACAAUAUAACACACGAAGAUGAUAAUUAUAGUAAUAAUAAUAAUAAUAAUGUAACAACAAAUUCAAAAUCGGAGCAACGUCAAACAGUCAUAAUAAACGAUAAAAACGAGAGUGCAAAAUUGAACAAUAAUAAUAAUAAUAUAAAAGAUGAAAAAGAAAAAUCUAAUACAACUCAGAAAAAAAAAAUUGUGAUAUAUGCAGAUGGAGUAUAUGAUAUGCUGCACUUAGGUCAUAUGAAACAGUUAGAGCAAGCAAAGAAAAUGUUUGAAAAUACUUGUUUAAUAGUAGGUGUUACUGGCGAUAAUGAAACGAAACUUUUUAAAGGUCAAAUUGUUCAAACGUUGGAAGAAAGAACAGAAACGUUAAAGCAUGUUAGAUGGGUUGAUGAAAUAGUAUCGCCAUGUCCAUGGGUUAUUACUCCUGAAUUUAUAGAAGAAUAUAAAAUUGAUUAUGUAGCACAUGAUGAUAUACCAUAUGCUAAUAAUCAAAAACAAAAAAAAAAAUCAAAUGGUAUUGAAGAAGCAUCUGAUGAUAUAUAUGCUUGGUUAAAGAAAUCAGGGAAAUUCAAAGCUACUAAAAGAACAGAAGGGGUAUCAACAACAGAUCUAAUUGUAAGGAUUUUAAAAAAUUAUGAAGAUUAUAUCGAACGAUCUCUUCAAAAAGGUGUACAUCCGAAUGAAUUAAAUAUUGGAGUUACUAAAGCACAGUCAAUUAAAAUGAAAAAAAAUUUAAUUAGAUGGGGUGAAAGAGUUACGGAUGGUAUUACUAAAGUUACCUUAACAGAUAAACCCUUAGGUACGGAUUUUGAUCAAGGAAUAGAAAAUCUUCAAAUAAAGUUUAAAGAACUAUUUAAAAUAUGGAAAAAUGCAUCCAAUAAACUAAUUAAUGAUUUUACAAGUAAACUUGAUACAACGUCCUAUUUGUCAUCUUUGCAAAAUUUUAUCGACAGUGAGUAUGAGUAUUACGAUUACGCUAGUAGUAAUGUCGACGAGGAAUCUAAUAGCAAGUGCGUUCUUUAA